Messenger RNA from Cladocopium goreaui, 1137 nucleotides. NCBI's taxonomy places the organism in Eukaryota, Dinophyceae, Suessiales, Symbiodiniaceae. The record is from the annotation of a GenBank genome assembly.
AGAUCAGCUCUGUGCGGGCAUCGUUUCCUGCCAUGGUGCGAAGGCGGUCGUCAAGCUCAUGGAGGCAUCCAAGCUCCGUAGGCGUGGCUCUCCGCUUGGUGGCUUUUUCGGCGGCCGCGUCGCUGAGCUUUGUGGCGCCAAACCUCCAAAGACGAGGUCCUUACUGCGCCACAUCCGCGGUGGAAGCCGAAGUUGUGACGGCUGCCACCAUUGAAGAAGUGGACUAUGUGCUUCCCGUGGGACCAGCGUGUCCAUUUCGAUCCGACACCAUGGUUCGCGGCAAUUUUGACCAGGAGAUCGCACAAGUGAACUACGCAGCUGCCAGUAAAUCAGGUGAGUUUGAUGCGCUGGUGCGGCAGAUUGCAGCAGGCAUCCAGCCUGACCGGCGGCAGCAAAGGAAGGUAGGAUUUGACUUGAAGCAACAGGGGGAUCGUUUAAAGCAGUUGUUGGAUGCGAUGGAGGAUUCGCAGGAUUUUCAGGUGAUAGAAGCCUACCACAUCAUGGAAAUGAAGGUGCAGAAGAUGGGAGCUCCUACCUUUAGGACGGUUGAAAAGAUGACGUCCUGGCAGGGAGAAGGCAUUAUGGCGGAGGCGGAUGGCAUGAUGGUGCCGCCCCCACCCCCAGGUGUAGACCCCGUGGCCUUAGCCAAAGCUGCACCGUCAGGACAAACUCCUUAUCAGAGUCCAAGCAGCGCUCCUCGGGUGUUGCCAUUUGAGGAUGCCAACUUUGAUGCUUCCCCUGAGUUACAGCGAUUUGGAGCUGAGUACCUCAAGUUGUCCAAGGAGCACUCGGAUCUGGUGAACUUUGGAGCGAAGUACAAAGACUUUGAUGAAGCUGGCAGGGAAUUCUACCUUGACAAGAUGCGAGAGAUCACGAAACAAUGGCAUGAAGUGCUGGGCAAAGCCAGGCGCCUGGGUUUGAAGCCAGGUGAUGCCUACGUGGCCUUUUCCGAGGAGUAUUUGAGCAAUUCGAGGCUUUCCCCCAGCGAUUUUCGAGACAUGGUCGAUGAGGUGCACGAACAGCUCCGCCAGAAGGCUCGUUAAGAGCUAAUGAUGAGCAGGACAAAGAUCCUGUGAGACACGGCAGGGUGACCGGUUUGCGGUUUGCGCGCGGAGUGCCAAAAAUACGGUGCCAAAA